Trichomonas vaginalis G3 is the source of this 1143-nucleotide messenger RNA. RefSeq names its product spectrin binding. Gene Ontology annotation, molecular function: protein binding. The transcript has a single exon. The record is from RefSeq and is a predicted model, not a curated record. Lineage: Eukaryota; Parabasalia; Trichomonadida; Trichomonadidae. Bases 1 to 1143 code for a protein of 380 amino acids.
AUGAGUCAAUGUAUUACUCCGAAUUUCGAAUACAUUGGUUCUCAUAUCAAUGAUUAUAUUCAAAAUGAUAAUUUCUUUGAUAUAUUCGAUCUCGAAUGCAGCAAUACAAUCAUGAAACAUGCAAAAUUAACAACAACUCAGUUCAUCUCUCUUCUCAAACAAUCUACAUCAACUCUUAAGGCUAGUAAAUUAUACAGAUAUAUACGUAAUGCGAAUGUUACUAUCCAAAGCAUUGACGAGGUCUUUUCAGUUCUUAAAUCAGUCAAAACAUACAUGAAAAUGAAAAUAUUUGAUGGAAUCAUUGAUUUUUUAAAGUUAAAUGGAACGGAAAUGCGUAAUUCUUCCGAAGAAAUCGAAGAACCUCAAGAACAAGUUCAAAUUUUGAAUAAUACAGAGAAUCAAGCACAAGAAGACAGCAAACUCUCUCAAAAUCUUUUAACUAAAAUCUCAUCACUUAAGAAAUAUAAUUGUUUUUAUAAUGUUUACAAAUUCUUUGAAGAACUUUGUCCAGAAGGUGAUCAAGAAAUCAUUUCAAAAUCAUGUGAAGAAGGACUUUUGGAAAAGACAACAAAAGAUGGAAAGAAUGUACUUCAUGUUGCAUGUCAAAAAGGAAAUCUCAAACUUGUUAAAUCUCUCAUGGAAGCUGGCUGUGAUAAAGAAGCAAAGGAUAAGUAUGGAUAUACUCCACUCAUUUUGGCAUCGAGAGAAGGUCAGCUUGAAGUUGUUCAAUAUCUUAUCUCAGCUGGAGCAUUCAAAGAAGCAAAGAAUAAUGAUGGAUUUACUCCACUCAAUUAUGCCUCACAACGUCUUCAUUUUGAAGUAGUUAAAUAUCUUAUCUCAGUUGGAGCUAACAAAGAAACAAAGGAUAUUUAUGGAUAUUCUCCACUCAUUCGGGCUUCAAUAAAUGGUAAUCUUGAACUUGUUCAAUAUCUUAUCUCAGUCGGAGCUGAUAAAGAAGCAAAGGAUAAUGAUGGAUAUACUCCACUCAUUGAAGCAUCAAAAUAUGGUCGUCUUGAAGUUGUUAAAUAUCUUAUAUCAGCUGGAGCUAAUAAAGAGGCAAUGGAUAAUGGUGGAAAUACAGUUCUUUCAUUUGUAGAGAACAUAAAUGUAAGAGAUUAUUUGAUUUCUAUUGGAGCCAAGUAA